GUGAGAGCUGCAUCUCAGUACAUAUAUCGGGCUGUUUCUUUCCCUUUUCCUCCCAGAGAGAGUACGCUUUUAUUUUUUGAAUCAUCAUCUGAUCUCUCUCUCUCUCUCUCUCUCUCUCGAUCUUCCUCUCCAUCGUCUCAUGUCCUCUCUGAAGUCUUUGACAAGCCAGACUACAAUCCCUAAUACCACUCAGUAAAAGAUCAUCAACAUUCCUCCCAAGAUGUAUAACCUCCCUCGAAUUUUGGCUGCCACAGCAGCCAUUGUUGGCCUCGUCUGUGCUGCCCCGGCCAAUAGCGGGCGAGGUUUCAGUGAUCCCACCGACGAUGGGUUCCCCAGCCCCAGCGCUGAGCAGCUUGCUGCGAUCGAGAGCAUCGCCGGCGGACAGAUCUCCAACGCUGCCCCUCCGCCCAAGCUGGCGGCGAGCAGCCUCACGGCCUUCCAGCUGAUCGCUUUCAACGAGAAUUUCGAGGUCGGCUUCUUCUCGUCUCUCAUCGACAACGUCACCGCCGACGCACCGGGUUACAACCUGGAGGCCACGGAGAAGCAGCAGGUGCUUGACGUCUUGAAGGCGGUCAAGGCUCAAGAAGAGCUUCACGCCAUCAGCGCGCUCGCCGUCUUGGACCACUUCGGUGCCUUCGCCCCUCCACCCUGCACGUACAAAUUCCCCACGACUGACAUCAAGUCGGCCAUCGCCCUCGCCGAGACCUUCACGGCCGUCGUCCUCGGCACCCUGCAAGAUGCCAGCCAGCUUCUCGCGACCAACGGCGACGCAGCUCCCGUCCGCACCAUCGCCGCCGUCAUCGGCCAGGAGGGUGAGCAGACUGGUUGGUACCGCGCCCUGCUGGGCCUGAAGCCCAGCGAGAAGCCCUUCCUCACGACCUCAACCGCGGCUUUCGCCUUCUCCGUCCUGCAAGGAUUCGUCGACGAGUGUUCCUUUGACCCGGCCACGGAGAUCCCACUCCCCAUCUUCCCUGCCCUUUCGGUGGUCAGCGGUGAGGGAGGCGCCAACGUCGCUGCUGAGGACCAGACGCUCGAGUUCAGCGCGGACCUGACCGACGCGCCGGCCGGCUGGGACCAGUACCAGGGAGGCAACGGUGAGGGUCUGUACGUCACCUACUUCACGGGCCUGAACGUGCCCAUCAGCGAGCCUGUCACCGUCUGCAGCUGGAGUGGCAAUGUCAUCACUUUCCAGGCGGCGUUCCCCUACUCGGAGAAUGUCAUGGAUGGGCUGAGCCUUGCGGCGCUGACGACAAGCGGAAACUUCACCGACCCUGAUGCUGUUCCGGACGCGACCCUUGCGGCGCCUGGGUUGAUCCAGGUCAAUGCUGCUCUCUGAAUAAUUUCUUGAUCAAGGGAUUUUCUUUUUUUCUCUUCAUGGUAUACCUUAUUCUAGGGUUUUGGGGUUUGGCGUACGAACUAUUUAUUCAUUGGUUAUAUUCUUGUCCUGAAUACCCGAGUCUGUCGAGUUACGGAAUUUUUUAGUGCUUUCGAAAGAAAGAAAAAAAAUAAUGGAGACAAUUGAUACAAAUACACGCCUUCUCGAAUUGAU
Molecule: messenger RNA, 1549 nt
Organism: Cryphonectria parasitica EP155
Lineage: Eukaryota; Fungi; Ascomycota; Sordariomycetes; Diaporthales; Cryphonectriaceae
Exons: 2
Coding region: 221-1336 (371 amino acids)
Source: RefSeq, a predicted model, not a curated record